AUGCCCAAGGCCCGGCGGGCGCGGGGCUCCGGCGCGGCCCCGGCGCUGCCCUUGGCCGAGCAGAUCCUGCAGGACGCGGCUCCGCGGGCGCGGGCGAAGCGCGGGGCCCCGGAGGAGCAGGACGGGGAUGGCGGCGGGGACGGGUUCGUGGACGCGCGGCUGUCCCGGCGCAUCCUGGAGCAGGCGCGGCGGCAGCAGGAGGAGCUGGAGGCCGAGCACGGCCCCGGAGCGCCCGCAGCCCCCCGGCAGCGCAGCGCGGUUCUCGGUCCCGGUUCGGACUCGGAGGAUGAUGAGGAAUGGCCCUCGCUGGAGAAGGCGGCGACGGCCGCGGGACGGGGCGGGGAUUACGGCGGGGAGGUGGAGGUGGACCCCGAGGACGAGAAAGCCAUCGAGAUGUUCAUGAACAAGAAUCCGCCGCUGAGGCGCACCCUGGCCGAUAUCAUUAUGGAGAAGAUCACGGAGAAGCAGACGGAGGUGGAGACGGCGCUGUCGGAGCUCUCAGGCUGCCCCAUGCCCCAGCUCGACCCCCGUGUCCUGGAGGUCUACAGGGGUGUCAGGGAGGUGCUGUCCAAGUACAGGAGUGGGAAGCUCCCCAAGGCGUUUAAAAUCAUUCCUGCCUUGUCCAAUUGGGAGCAGAUCCUCUACAUCACUGAGCCAGAGACGUGGACAGCUGCUGCCAUGUACCAGGCCACCAGGAUAUUUUCCUCCAACCUGAAGGAGAGGAUGGCCCAGCGGUUCUACAACCUGGUGCUGCUGCCGCGGAUCCGGGACGACAUUGCCGAGUACAAACGGCUCAACUUCCACCUGUACAUGGCUCUGAAGAAGGCUCUGUUCAAGCCAGCGGCCUGGUUCAAGGGGAUCCUCAUCCCGCUGUGUGAGUCCGGCACGUGCACGCUCAGGGAGGCCAUCAUCAUCGGCAGCAUCCUCAGCAAGUGCUCCAUCCCCGUCCUGCACUCCAGUGCGGCGCUGCUGAAGCUGGCUGAGAUGCAGUACAGCGGUGCCAACAGCAUCUUCCUGCGCCUGCUCAUCGACAAGAAGUACGCGCUGCCCUUCCGUGUGCUUGACGCUCUGGUCUUCCACUUCCUGGCCUUCCGCACGGACCAGCGGCUCCUGCCCGUGCUGUGGCACCAGAGCUUCCUGGCCUUGGCCCAGCGCUACAAGGAGGACCUGUCCUCGGAGCAGAAGGAGGCCCUGCUGGAGCUGCUCAAGUUCCACAGCCACCCGCAGAUCUCGCCGGAGAUCCGCCGCGAGCUGAUGAACUCCAAGACGAGGGACGUGGAAGGGGAGCAGCCAGUGGCCAUGGAAUGAGCAGGGAAAUGCUGGAGCCUGGCCUGCCCUCGGGACGCUGCUGGGAUCCUGGAUCAGGAGCAUCCUUCCUGGAUCACUCACUGGGAGCAGACUGUGCCCACAGAGCUGCACUGAGCACCCUGUGCAGCCCCUGUCCCACCCAGGAGCCCGGUGCCACCAGCACUGGGACACUUUGGCUUACCCCUGUACUCAGAAAUAAAACCAGAGCUGUG
Pseudopodoces humilis (Tibetan ground-tit) is the source of this 1520-nucleotide messenger RNA. It is a transcript of the gene BYSL, whose product is annotated as bystin like. Gene Ontology annotation, molecular function: snoRNA binding. Gene Ontology annotation, cellular component: nucleolus; cytoplasm; preribosome, small subunit precursor. Lineage: Eukaryota; Metazoa; Chordata; Aves; Passeriformes; Paridae. Gene Ontology annotation, biological process: rRNA processing. The record is from RefSeq and is a predicted model, not a curated record.